This is a messenger RNA of Brachypodium distachyon (stiff brome), 2744 nucleotides long. Its product is annotated as cycloartenol synthase. Gene Ontology annotation, biological process: triterpenoid biosynthetic process. Gene Ontology annotation, molecular function: intramolecular transferase activity. The coding region runs from base 58 to 2385 and encodes 775 amino acids. The transcript has 18 exons. The record is from RefSeq and is a predicted model, not a curated record. NCBI's taxonomy places the organism in Eukaryota, Viridiplantae, Streptophyta, Magnoliopsida, Poales, Poaceae. Gene Ontology annotation, cellular component: lipid droplet.
AGGUACACGAACACAUAAAAGCAGUGGCUUCUCUUUUUGGGUCGAUCGAUAAUAUUUAUGUGGCGGCUAAGGACCGGCCGGGAGACGGCCGGCGCCGGCGGCAAGCCGUGGCAGCAGCAGCUGCGCAGCACCAACGAGCACGCCGGCCGCCAGGUCUGGGAGUUCGUCGACGACCCCGCCGCCGUGGCUGCUGCUGCUGCCGAUGCCGUAGACGACGCGCGCCGGGGGUUCUGCCGCCGGCGGCACGAGGCCAAGCACAGCGCCGACCUCCUCAUGCGCUUGCAGUUUGCCGAGUUGAAUCCUCCCAAGCUUGACAUUCCUGGCAUCAAGCUGGAAGAGCACGAAGAUGUCACAGAAGAAGCUGUGUUGACCUCUUUGAAGAGGGCGAUUGGUCGCUAUGCUACUCUCCAAGCACAUGAUGGACACUGGCCCGGGGAUAUCGCCGGCCCUAUGUUCCUUUUGCCGGGCUUGGUUAUAGCACUGCAUUCGACUGGUGCCCUCGAUACUGUCUUAUCAUCAGAGCAUCAGAAGGAAAUAUGCCGGUAUCUCUAUAAUCAUCAGAACACAGAUGGAGGCUGGGGAUUGCACAUUGAGGGCCCAAGCACCAUGUUCGGUUCUGUCUUGACCUAUGUUACCUUGAGAUUACUCGGAGAAGAACCAGAUAGUGGCGAUGGAGCCAUGGAGAUAGCUCAAGAUUGGAUUUUGGGUCAUGGAGGAGCAACCUUCACAACAUCAUGGGGAAAAUUUUGGCUCUCGGUCCUUGGUGUAUUUGACUGGUCUGGUAAUAAUCCAUUGCUUCCGGAACUAUGGUUACUACCAUACAGCCUUCCAUUUCAUCCAGGGCGCAUGUGGUCCCAUUGCCGAAUGGUAUACUUUCCCAUGUCUUACAUAUAUGGAAAGAGGUUUGUUGGUCCAAUUACACCAAUUGUAUUGAACUUACGAAAGGAGCUCUUUAAAGUACCCUAUGAUGAGAUUGAUUGGGACAAGGCUCGCAACCAAUGUGCUAAGGAGGAUCUGUACUGUCCACAUCCACUGGGACAAGAUAUCUUAUGGGCCACCCUUCACAAAUUUGUUGAACCAGUUCUGUCACAUUGGCCUGGAUGCAAAUUGAGGGAGAGGGCUUUGAAAAAUGUCAUGCAACAUAUUCAUUAUGAAGAUGAAAACACUCAAUAUAUUUGCAGUGGUGCUGUAGGGAAGGUAUUAAACAUGCUUUCUUGCUGGAUAGAAGAUCCUACCUCACAGGAAUUUAAACUUCAUAUUCCAAGGAUCUAUGACUACUUGUGGGUUGCUGAAGAUGGCAUGAAGAUGCAGGGUUAUAAUGGUAGCCAGCUUUGGGACACAGCUUUCACAGUUGAAGCUUUAUUGUCUACAGAACUCACCGAAGAGCUCGGUCCUACUCUCAAACUAGCCCAUGAGUACAUAAAAAAUUCACAGGUUCUUCACGACUGCCAUGGAGAUUUGAGUUACUGGUAUCGCCAUAUAUCUAAAGGUGCAUGGACCUUCUCUACAGCCGAUCAAGGUUGGCCUGUAUCAGAUUGUACCGCCUUAGGAUUAAAGGCCUCAUUGUUGUUGUCAAAGAUUUCUCCAGAAGUUGUUGGCGUAUCAUUAGAAACCAAUAAACUUCAUGAUGCUGUCAAUUGUCUGCUUUCUUGGAUGAACGGGAAUGGUGGUUUUGCGCCGUAUGAACUCACAAGGUCUUAUGCCUGGCUGGAGUUUCUUAAUCCUUCUGAGACCUUUGGGGACAUAAUGAUUGAUUAUCCUUAUGUUGAAUGUACUUCAGCAGUGAUCCAGGCCCUGACAUCGUUUAGGAAGCACUACCCUGGACAUAGGAGGGAAGAGAUCGACAAAUGUAUCCGUAAAGCCGAUAACUUCAUUCAGAGCAUUCAAAGAAGUGAUGGUUCAUGGUAUGGCUCCUGGGGUGUUUGUUUCACCCAUGGGACAUGGUUUGCAGUAAGGGGUCUAGUUGCUGCUGGAAGGACAUUCAAGAACUCCCCUGCUAUCAGGAAGGCAUGCGGCUUUCUGCUGUCCAAAGAACUUCCUUCUGGUGGUUGGGGAGAAAGCUAUUUGUCAUGCAGAGAUAAGGUUUACACCGAACUUGAAGAGAGGCGCCCACAUGCAGUCAACACCAGUUGGGCCAUGCUGGCACUAAUUGAUGCUGGGCAGGCCGAGAGAGAUCCAGCACCUUUGCACCGGGCAGCUAAGGUCUUGAUUAACCUGCAAUUAGUGGAUGGCGAGUUCCCUCAGCAAGAGAUAAUGGGAGUCUUCAGCAGAAACUGCACGAUCAGCUACUCCCAGUACAGGAACAUCUUUCCUGUUUGGGCUCUUGGAGAGUACCGCUGCCGAGUCUUGUUGGACACCAAAUCCCUGAAGGGCAAUACUAGCUGAUCCUUGUCAAGUUCCAUGUCAGAAGUGAAGUUAAAUUUACAGAGGUACCUACCUUCUCAAGGCAGGUUAAGUGCAGCCGGUUUUAGCUUUAUGUAUAAAACCGGGCACGAUUGGUCCUUUAUCUAAAAGAUGGUAGUACCAUUGUUCAUUUUUAGGGUAAAAUAAAUAAAUAAAUUACUGAUGAGCGAAAUGUUCUUAUAUGUAUCUAUGUGCUUGAGUGCGUUUGUUCUUUCUUGUUUGCCUAUGUGCAUGAGUGCAUCUUUGCUAUGCAGAGGCUUAUGCUGGCGCAUUGCUUGAUAUGAUGUUGAGAAUUAAUAAAGUUCCCUUUUUCGAAAAUAAGAAGAAAAAUAAUUAUGUUU